AUGUUUUCCCUGCACAAUGUUCAAGGCUACCCCAUAAUCAUGCCUCCAGUUAAAAUCGUUUCACCUUCUGCCGCCAGAUUGGCCCUUUCCGGCUCUGCCCGUGUUGUUCCUGUGGACGCCACGUGGCACAUGCCCAACUCUGGGCUCGACGCCGCCAAACAGUUUGCGCAAGAGUCCCGGAUCCCGAAAUCGGUUUUUUUCGACUUGGACGGUGUCUGUUGCCCCAACUCCAAGUAUCCACACAUGUUGCCUUCGCAGCAGAUCUUCGGCCGGGCUGUAUCCAAGUUGGGAAUCCAGAAGUCCGACACCCUUCUUGUGUAUGACCGUCUGGGCAUCUUUUCCGGGCCCCGGGCCGCAUGGACAUUUUCGCUUUUUGGCCACGACAACGUUCUCUUGUUGGACCACUUCAAGCAGUUUGAAGCUGAGGGCGGCGUCGAGUCGGGCCCAAACACGUUUUUCCCGGCGCCUGCCGAGUAUUCCGGGAUCGGGAAUGAAGAGUUUCUGGAAAACUAUCACCACCAGGUGAUAGAGUUCGAGCAGCUUGUGGACCUUGUCGACCAGAAAGCCAUUGGAUCCGAGUACACUUUGUUUGAUGCACGGUCCGCAGACCGGUUUUCGGGCAAAGCUCCAGAACCUCGCAAGGGCUUGUCUUCGGGCCAUGUUCCGGGCGCCUUGUCUUUGCCCUUUGGGAAAGUGCUUGGCUCGGACGGCCAUUACAAGAGCAAAGACGAGUUGCAGGCACUUUUCAAGUCGGAGUUCAACUUGGACUUGCUGCGUCCUUUGGACAAGAGAGGAAUCAUCGUCAUGUGUGGAACAGGAGUCACCGCUGUGAUUCUUCGUUUGGCUUUGGAGCGGGCUUCAGAUGUGGACAUUCCAAUCAGAGUGUAUGAUGGUUCCUGGACAGAAUGGGCGCAGAGAGCCGAAGAUAUGAUUGAAAAGGAUUAA
This is a messenger RNA of Clavispora lusitaniae ATCC 42720, 945 nucleotides long. Its product is annotated as thiosulfate sulfurtransferase. The record is from RefSeq and is a predicted model, not a curated record. Gene Ontology annotation, cellular component: mitochondrion. Gene Ontology annotation, molecular function: thiosulfate-cyanide sulfurtransferase activity. NCBI's taxonomy places the organism in Eukaryota, Fungi, Ascomycota, Pichiomycetes, Serinales, Metschnikowiaceae.